This is a messenger RNA of Dentiscutata erythropus, 120 nucleotides long. Lineage: Eukaryota; Fungi; Glomeromycota; Glomeromycetes; Diversisporales; Gigasporaceae. The record is from the annotation of a GenBank genome assembly.
AUGUCAGCUGGCUUGAAUUAUAAAAAUUACACUGCACAGUCGCUCAAAAAUUCUGUCAUCGUCUGCAAAUCAAAUCUUAAGAUGGAACGUCAGCUUUCAAAAAAAUUCGUAUUCUUGUAA